This is a messenger RNA of Fraxinus pennsylvanica, 1323 nucleotides long. The record is from the annotation of a GenBank genome assembly. NCBI's taxonomy places the organism in Eukaryota, Viridiplantae, Streptophyta, Magnoliopsida, Lamiales, Oleaceae.
AUGGCAGUUUCUUUCCUGAAUCUAGAGGUAUCAGAUUUGUGCCUUGGAAAGCCUUCGCUCAGGUGGAUCGCGGCGGAAGCCACCGUCUCCGAAGCCUUGACGGCGCUGAAGAGAUCUGAAGAGAACUAUUUGAGCGUGUGGAAAUGUUGUGCUGACGAGUCUUGCGUAUGCGUGGGGAAAAUUUGCACGGCGGAUGUGAUUUGCUUUCUUUGCAGAAAGGAGAAUUUGGUCAAUCCUUUUAAGGCUUUUGAGGCUACGGUUUCUGAUAUUUUGCCCAAAGGAGUUUCUGUUGUCAGGCAUUUGGAUCCUAAAUCCAGCUUGUUGGAGGCAAUAGAUUGCAUCCUUGAAGGGGCUCAGAACCUGGUGAUACCUAUCCAAAACCAGAGAAGCACAUAUUCAAGAAAGAAGUUCCUCAACAAACAAUCCUCAUACUGUUGGAUAACACCGGAAGAUGUUAUUCGGUUCCUUCUCAAUUCUAUCGGAGUCUUCUCCCCAAUCCCGACCUCAACUAUUGAAUCGUUGAAUAUCAUUGAUCAAGACAUCAUGACUGUGCACUUCCACGAUCCUGCGUCAUCUGCAUUGGAUUAUAUUUCUCGUGCUCUCGUGCAGCAAACGUCGAUUGCUGUUGUUGAUGAUGAGGAUAGAAUAAUAGGUGAAAUUUCGCCCCUCUCUCUUGCCUGUUGUGAUGAAACAGUUGCAGCAGCUAUUGCUACUCUUUCGGCUGGUGAUCUGAUGUCGUACAUAGAUUACGGUGGUCCACCAGAGGAUUUAGUCGAGAUGGUGAAAAUAAAGCUGGAAGAGAGAAAUUUGGAGGCAAUGUUGGAACUAAUGGAGGAAUAUGAGUUCGGUUCUGUGUCUGGUUCGGGUUCGAGUAGGCAUGGCAAGGCAGGGCGGUAUUUCCCUGCAAGGAGUUCUGAGGCGAUUUUGUGCAAUCCAAGGAGUUCUUUAGUUGCUGUGAUGAUCCAAGCACUUGCACAUAGGGUAAUGACAGGAUCCUGGUUGGAAACCUUAAAAGCAGCAAAUUAUUCGAGGGAAAACUAUGCAAAAAAUGAGUUCGGUUCCGUGUCUGGUUUGGGUUCGAGUAGGCAUGGCAAGGCAGGGCGGUAUUUCCCUGCGAGGAGUUCUGAGGCGAUUUUGUGCAAUCCAAGGAGUUCUUUAGUUGCUGUGAUGAUCCAAGCACUUGCACAUAGGGUGAGCUGUGUUUGGGUUGUGGGAGAGGACCAUACUUUGGUUGGAGCAGUAACAUUUGCCGGGAUGUUGAAAGUCCUCCGGAGCGUCGACAGAGAUCAUAAACCAGAAAGCGAGAAUUUGUUUAAGCAAUAA